AUGCACAAAAACAUAAUUUCAUUGCUUUUUACUUUUGCUCUUCUAUUAUCAUAGGCUUAAUCUUCAAAGCAGUUUAGAGCUAUGAGAUAAGAAGCUUUAUAAAAUGCUGAAAGUUAGACCUAUGAUGAAUCUAAGCAAUUUAUCUAAGUUUAAAAUGGUGAUUUAAUCAUAAAAAAUGAUGGAACUUUGAAUAAAAAAGCAACUGAGCUAAUUUAAUCUGGUGUUAAAGCAACAGCCAGUAGCUUCUUUGAUGCAGGAUAGGCUAAUUGCUUUAACUAAUGUUAGUAGACAUACAAAGGCUAGGUUUACUGGUAUCCAGAAUACAGCAAGUAUUUUUGUUGUGCAACUUAUGUGCAUAUACCAAUUCCUGGAAAUUUAGGCUGGUACAAGUAGUCAUGUGCUCCAGUAUAUCUGAACUGUUGA
Messenger RNA from Tetrahymena thermophila SB210, 423 nucleotides. RefSeq lists its product as hypothetical. The record is from RefSeq and is a predicted model, not a curated record. NCBI's taxonomy places the organism in Eukaryota, Ciliophora, Oligohymenophorea, Hymenostomatida, Tetrahymenidae. The transcript has a single exon.